Molecule: messenger RNA, 1098 nt
Organism: Nicotiana attenuata
Lineage: Eukaryota; Viridiplantae; Streptophyta; Magnoliopsida; Solanales; Solanaceae
Exons: 1
Coding region: 1-1098 (365 amino acids)
Molecular function (GO): nucleic acid binding; RNA-DNA hybrid ribonuclease activity
Source: RefSeq, a predicted model, not a curated record
AUGAACAGAUAUAUUAGUGGGGUUUGGCACAAAGAAGUUCCCUUCAAGAUCUCUUUCCUCACAUGGAGAGUUAUCCAAGAUAAACUGUCUACAGAGGAUAGAGUCGCAGGAUUUGGGAUUGAAAUUGAUCCUAUAUGCCACUGUUGCAACAAUAACAAUCAAAAUCUUAUUACUGAGAAUGUUGAUCAUCUCUUCUGCUUGGGAGAACAUGCAAAGAAGAUAUGGAGAUUCUUUGCUGGUCCUCUGGGCAUUGAUUAUAACAACAUGAACCUCAAAAUGCUCCUUCUUAAGUGGUGGAACUUCAAGGCUCGCAAUUGCAUUGCGAAACUCAUUACCAGAAUUCUUCCUCUUAUUAUUUGUUGGGAGUUAUGGAAGUCAAGAUGUAGCAAAAAAUUUGAGAACAUUAGACUAUCUUUUUACAGAACCAAAACUAAUAUUUUGUUUACUCUUGUGCAGAUACUAAACAGUAGUUUUGGUAGAGCAAGACUAGGAGAAGAUUGGCAAACAAUAUAUGUGGCGUGUGAAGCAGUGAUAGAGCGGAGGAUAUUAAAAAUUAUCAAGUGGAACAAACCCUCAUUCCGAGCUGUUAAACUUAAUAGUGAUGGGAGUUGUAUUCAAGGAACGUGUGGUGGAGGAGGCCUGGUCAGGAAUAAUCAGGGAAUAGUUAUUUUUGCCUACUUUAUUCCUCUAGGACCAGGGACUAGCAACUUUGCAGAAGCAACAUCAAUGCUCUUUGGAAUCAAAUGGUGUGCUGCAAAUGGUUAUAGGCUAGUCUUGGGAGAAACUGACUCAAUGCUCAUCACUAGAUGCAUUAGAAGAGAACAGAAAGUUCCCUGGAGGAUUAAGAGCAUCAUCACUGAGAUCCAGGAUAUAGUUGAAGAGCAUGGAUUUGUUAUCAUCCAUUGUUUCAGAGAAGCAAACAGACCUGCAGAUAAACUAGCAAGUCUCAGCCAUAGUAGUGAUAUGAUCCAUGUAUUCAACUCUUUUGCUGAUCUCCCUAAUCAAGUCAAAGGACUCGUCAACAUGGAUAGAUGGGAUCUACCAUCGUUUAGAAUCAAAACUGCCAAACCAGGACAUAUCACAUCUAACCCACCAUAG